Messenger RNA from Xyrichtys novacula (pearly razorfish), 11580 nucleotides. The record is from the annotation of a GenBank genome assembly. NCBI's taxonomy places the organism in Eukaryota, Metazoa, Chordata, Actinopteri, Labriformes, Labridae.
AUGGCAUUAAAGGCUCGAGUGCUGUACGACUUCAGCUCUGAAAACCCAGGGGAGAUCUCCAUAACAGAGAACGAGCUGGUGACUCUGUUCACAGAGGAGGAGCUGGAGGGCUGGCUGGAGGGGGAGAACAGUAGGGGGGAGAUCGGACUCUUCCCUGCUUCAUAUGUGGAGAUCAUUAAGGACCACAUUACCUCCAACACUAACAACAACGGUCUCUCCUCUCCCAAAUCCAAAGCCGUGACUCCAACCCACACCUCCUACACUGCUGACACCCAGCCCCAGAGAGGAUUUGGGGCUGGGAGCGGUGGCAGUGGGGGUGGCAGCUUUCAUACUAGUCAUGGCAGUGAUGAUGACUGGGAUGAUGACUGGGAUGACAGCUCACCUGCAGAUGCCCCCCAAGGUUUUGGCACCACGCCCCCCUUGUACCCGGUGACCUCCUCCUUGCCAGGGCGGCUGCAAAGCACCCAGCAGCAUCAGCACCACCACGCCAAGAGCUCAGGUACAGUGGGGAGGAACCUCAACAGGUUCUCUACCUUCGUCAAGUCUGGUGGGGAGGCUUUCCUGUUGGGGGAGGCUUCUGCUUUUGUGAAGGACGGGGACAGGAUCUGUGUGGUGAUGGGGAAGCAUGGGCCGGAGUGGCAGGAGGAUCCAUAUCCUUUUACCUGCACCAUCGACGACCCCACCAAGCAGACCAAGUUUAAAGGCAUGAAGAGUUACAUGUCCUAUGGCCUGACUCCAACACACACCAAUAUACAAGUCAACCGCAGGUACAGUUUCUCCACCAUUUUUUAUCCCCUCUUCUUCUUCUUCUUCCCUCUGCUGGUUUCCAAACUGGGCCUGUUUCCUCACCGUUUCCCCCAGACCCCACACACUUCAAAUAAAUAUUUCAGCGGUUUUUCCUGUGGCCACAAUUGUUCCCACAUAACGGCAAAACCAGAGCUGACUGUGACCUCUUCCCCUCGGGAGCCCUUAGGAAUCUUCUUUCUUCUUUGAAAGACCCUCUGAACCUCUUACAUGGUGCUCUUGUUGGUGUAUCAAACAUUUCAAACCAAGUCUUACUCACUUCAGUUUUGUCUUGCUCUGCGUGGCUUUUUCAAGAAGUGCUCUAUCAUUUUCAUUCUCAUUUCUGUCUUCUUUCCUCCCACAUAGCAACCCCCUUUCCUUUUUCCUUUCAUCCACUUAAAAAGUGUCAAUAAAUACUUUGCACUAAUCUCCCUCUGUCUUUUCUGCAGAUAUAAACACUUUGACUGGCUGUACGCUCGCCUUGUGGAGCGUUUCCCAGUCAUCUCAGUGCCCCAUCUUCCAGAGAAGCAGGCCACUGGACGUUUUGAAGAGGACUUCAUCUCAAAAAGGAGAAAAGGACUGAUCUGGUGGAUGAACCACAUGACCAGCCACCCUGUGCUGGCUCACUGUGACGUUUUCCAGCAUUUCCUGACAUGUGGUGCUGAUGAGAAGGCCUGGAAGCAAGGCAAGAGGAAGGCGGAGAGGGAUGAGCUGGUCGGGGCAAAUUUCUUCCUCACGAUCAGGUAGGAAAAUGCAUUGUGGUGCUGCAGGAGAUUGGGGUGGGAUUUCAGCAGUGUGUACAGCUGUUUUUGUUUUGUACGGGUUCUUGCACAGUAACAGCUGUAGAUGCUUGAAAGAUCUUUGAAACAUCCAUAGAUGUCUGAUGUUUCAGAGGGGUCCAAUGUGCAUCUGAUCAUCUCUAAUGCAUAUUUUACCCCCUGACACAGGCGCUUAGUACUUUCAUCAACUUAAAGCUCCAGUGAGGAACUUUCAGUUUGUGUCAGGUUUGUCACCCCAUAGAUAAUGCUGUCUUAUCUUGUCCUUUAUGCUUAAGUAGUGUCUUCUGACGAGAAACAUCAUCAUUUUGACUCUUUUGAAAGUCAAGUUUAUAAGAAAUUGUGAGUAUUUUAUGUGGAAAUGUAAAAACUGGGCUGUAUCUCCAGCUGCUUGGCUGAUACCUACCCUCUGACUCUGGUUUUAGGCAUUGAAAAUUACAAUAUUUAAUCCACAAAUCUUAUAUCUGAUGUUCUUGUUUGCUUUUGAUAUAACACAAAAAGCAUCAGGGUGAAAUUCAGUCUAUUUCAGACACAUCAGAAAACUCCUGACAGGAGCUUUAAGUAUAUACUGAGAGCAAAUUGCUGAAAUUCAGUGAUUGUUUAAUUAAAUUGAUGUAAAAGGAAAAAUAUUUGUCUCAGUCAAAUAUUUACAUAAGGGACUUUUGGAUUUCUGUCCAGCAAUUGAAAACUGCUGAGAAAGAAAAAUGUAAGUUGAUUUUUGGGGGGUUAGUAUAAAAAAAAGACAGCCAUGUACAGAAUCUCUACUUGAUAUUGUGAAAUCAAAUAUAAAUGGUUUUCUCAGACAGUAAUAUGUUUUAGAUGAUUUUAUGACUUAAUGGAAAGGUAUAGAUAUUGCUAAACAUGGCAGAUGAUGUUGUCCAUACUAAAUAUUACAAGAUAUUGUUCACACACCAGUCAAUAACUCCUUUGUAUUUGAUAUAAUGUAAAAGAGUGAUUGGACAUUUGCAAAAGAUGAUGGUGUGAGAACUGAUGCUGAUUAUGUCAAAAUGCUAAUAAUCUGUCAAUUAAUUGGUCAGCUGAUUUAACGGUCUAUCUCUAGAACCAAAACAAAACAAAACAAAAAUAAAACCACUGACCUAAAGUGAAAAGUGAAUCAAAACCUGAUCAACAUAGUUGUCUUAGCCAGGAUUAUGUUUGAUGUUGGGUUAUGCUACAGAUUGCUGGGUCUCAUCUGGCUGAUAUUGCUGUCAAUGCCAAAUAUUGUAACAUAAUACAGUAUUAAAUCCCGAGACAGUGACUAUUUUGGAUUUGACAUGCUAUUGAUGUUGAAUGAAAAACAUGUGUUAUCAGUUAGGUAUCAAAUUAUUUCAAAAUGCCAAUAAUCAGCCAUCAGAUUGAUUGAUCCCCAUACAACACAAAACAGUGGAAAAAGUUUAGGACUCGUACAGGAUGCAAAUUGUCACAAGAUAAGGGCUUUAACUUUCAGGGUCACCAUUCACCUGCAGCAGUCAAGAGAAAUGCAAUGACGACUGUUGUGAUUUGGUGCAAUAUAAAUAAAAAUCGAUUGAUUGAAUUCAUUGAUUGAUUGAUUAAAAUGAUACAAUCGGUAAUAGAAGAUACGUGUAAACCAAACUUAAAACCAAUCAGAGCAGAGAUUAAACAGAGUGCAUCAUAGUUUUUAGCUGUAAUUGUUGACGCUCAAGCUCUGACAUGUUGAGUGAAAGGCAGUACGCCAAAACCACAAAUAGCAGCAUUUGUUACAAACAAAAUGUCAUGAAGGGAGUAGCAGGAGCACUCUUAUUCAGAUGUCCUCUGUGUUUUAGAUGAGUAUAUGUUUUGUUUACAGCAUGUCAAAGAGGUGUUAAUCAAACCUGUGGUGUUGGUCUCGACAUAGUAUUUAACAUCUGUUGUUUUGUCCUCCCACUUACAGCGAUAUAAAGUGGCAGGGGAAAAUAUUUGCCCUUUAGCACAACACUGUUAUCAGUUUCCCUCCUCUUGUUUUGUAACUGAAAUCUUUCAUCAUAGGGAGUGUCUGAUAGUGAAGAUGAGAUACGGUGGAAUAAGUUGCUCUAACAUGUUUGUUGAAUAAAGUUUAUGUAACGCUGUAAUAAAAGCUGAACUAUCAGAAUGAAGCCAGGAGAUCUCUAAGAAAAUCUUUUUUUUUUUCUUAUUAUUUUAGUCCUCCAUCUGUCGUGCUUGACCCCCAGGAAGUUGAGAGCAAAAUCGAAGGCUUCAAGACCUUCACCAAGGCCAUGGACGAGAACAGCGUUGCUGUGAAUGCAACCAUCAACGAGUUUGCUCGCAAACAAGCAUCGGGGUUCAAGAAAGAGUACCAGAAGGUUGGACAGUCCUUCAAAAUUCUGGCGCAGGCAUUCGAGCAAGACCAGCAGGCGUACUCAGCAGGCCUGAACAAAGCCAUUGCGUACACUGGCGACGCCUACGAAGCCAUCGGGGAGUAUUUCGCUGAGCAGCCUCGCCAGGAUCUGGAUCCUAUUUCUGACCUGCUGGACAUCUACAGAGGACACCUGGCCAAUUUUCCUGACAUCAUCCAUGUACAGAAAGGUGGGAGAGGAUGUGUGUGUUUGAGAGAGUGUGUCCCUAAAUUCAUUCUGCACCCACGUUUACAUUCAAUCUUUCAAAAGGGUGAAAAUGCAGCAGAAAGGGUCGUGUUACGAAAAGAGAUUUAUGGGUUACAGAGGUAUGUUGAGCUGAAGUUAGAGGUUUCAGUGUCACACAAGUUUAAGAGCUCUACAAUGAGCUGUUAUAAUGUUACAAGUCAGCUGGAGGCAGUGAGUGUGCAUCAGUUUUCAAAACAACACAUAAACUCACGAUUACACCGUUUGCUACUUAAUCAUUUCUCCCCCCAGUUCCUCUCAUGUUGCAGCAGCUGCAACCAACUGGAGAUGAAUAUUGCUGACCACUUGCUUCUCUAGUUAUACUAACUUUAGUAAUGACCGCACGAUAGCAAUACACAGCUGUCUGAGGAGCCAUAAACAAACUUCAACCAAAACGCCACUCUAUAGCCACAAAUAAUGCUCAGAACAGCACCUAACUUCAUCAACAGUACAUAUAGGGUCCCAGCCAUAGUACUAGCCAUCAAAUAUCUUCUUAACUUUGCCUAAUUUCUUUAGCAAAGAGACUAAACACAACUCACCUACUCUCUUCCAGCAGCCUUUUGUUUGUAGCGAGACCUCAGGCCAGUCCACUGUGGACUGCUGUGGGGUGACGCAGCUCAAGGAAGAACAUUUAUGAUCAUUAAUUCAUCAUUUCCUUGAAGUAAUUAUCACCAUGUUUAUCAUUUUGCACUGCAGACGCGGUAGUUCUUCUACCUUAGCGUCUCGGUCUGAUUGUAUUUCCAGUAACGAUUAUUACUUCAAGGAAAUGAUAAAGUAAUGAUCAUAAAUGUUCUUCCUUGAGCUGUGUCACCCCACUGCAGUCUGCAAUAGACUGGUCUGAGGUCUCGCUACAAACAAGCGGCUGCUGGAAGAGAGUAGGUGAGUUGUGUUUAGUCUCUUUGCUAAAGAAAUUAGGCAAAGUUAAACAGAUGUUUGGUGAAUAGUACUAUGGCUGGAACCCUAUAUGUACUGUUAACCAAGUUAGGUGCUGUUUUGAGCAUUAUUUGUGGCUAUAGAGUGGCGUUUUGGUUGAGGUUUGUUUAUGGCUCCUCAGACAGCAGUGUAUCGCUAUCGUGCGGUCGUUACUAAAGUUGUUAUAAGUAGACACAAGCAUCUCUCGAGGGGGUGUCUAACUCAGUGUUACGGUGUGUUUGACCCUAACUUAAUUUUACGCCGGAAUAUCCCUUUAAUCACAACAUCUUGUGCCUUUUAUGUAAACGUGAAAAAAAAAGCCUUCAGGGAAAAACUAAUAAGGUUUGGGGUUAGCUAUAAGACCAGGUGUAACACAUUUACCAGCUCACUGUACGUCAUUUGAGCACAUCCUGGAAAAAUUACAUAAAUCUGUGAUUCAUUGACAGAAGUAUGUGAGAAAAUUAGAGGUUCUCAAAAAGAAAAAAAAGAGAAGCAUUAAAAUCUCCAACAUGCUCACAAGAAAGUAAACCAAUGCAUUAGCUAUCAUUCUUCUCUUUACAGAUGAGUCAAAGUCGGAUAGCUUUAUGGAGAGCCGGUAGGGGAUAGAGGAUUGAAAAUCUUACUCAUGGAUGCUUCUGCAGGGUGGGGGGGUUGAAUCCAGUGAAGAGUCAUACCUACAAGCCUCUUGCUCGCAUUUUCCAUGCUGCAGGCUGUAUUACUUCUCUUGAAAAAACAAAAAAAAGUUAUUUAUUUUCACUCGCAAUUAAAAUAAUAAAUAAUCUUCCCAAAAGCAGGUCAGCUCACAGCUUCCAAGCUCAUCAUUCGUGUCAGUAUAAAGGCAGACAAUGCACAAAGAUCCAGAUUCGGACUCUUUGGACAUCUGUUUUCAUUUACUGAACUGCAGUGUCAAUCUGGGUUGAAAACUGAAACCCAUGGCCUGUCCAUUGUAUCACUGGAGGAACUGUUAGAGCCUGUGCUCACUCACUGGAAAACACAAACACAGAAUCACACACACACAAGCACACUCACACAUGCAUGUACAAAGGGCUUGCUGAGGAGUUAGCUUGUUAGUUCCCUGCAGGUUGGCUGGAGGGAGUUGCUGCUGGCAUGCAAAGUCCUGACGUCUGCCAAACUAAGAGGCACUGUUUCUAUAGUUUGCUAAGCUCUGUUCUCUGGAUACAAUCACAGCUUGGACAAUGGAAACACCGUCUGAAUCUCAAUGGUCUGCAUGAUUGACUAGAUUUCACCUACUUUUAACUGACAAGUAACUCUUGUUUUUCUAUCCCUGAGAGAGCCUCUGAUUUUUAAAACCUCAGCACAUUUUUCUCUCUUCUGCUGCGCUGAAAGAUAGUGUUCCUAAUAUUGACACUGUGGAGUUGAUUUUUGUGUGGCUGUGUGGAGCAUGACCUCAUGCAACAUAAUGACUCAACCGCAAAGGAUGCAUGAUGACAUCCUUACCGGUAUCCAACCAACUUAUAAUCACUAAACAAUUUCCCUUAAUCUCCAAAUUCAGCAUUUUCUCAUGACGGUCUGACGUUAUACUCAGAGUGAGAAUCUCAAAUGAAAUGCUUUGGUGCUGUGUUUUAAAGUUGCACAAGUCGUAAAAGAAGAAGGAAUCAGUAUCAUCUUCCCAUCACCUCACUGAUAUGUAGAACCAUCAUAUCUGAUAACUGAGAUAAGCAACUAUUGGAUUGCUUGUAUUGUUAGCAUUCAGCCACUUCCCUAGCUACAGUAAUGUUAGCAGAGAGUGGCUAAAUGUAUUAUCUUCUAAUGGUGUUGUGAGAUCAGUGAGAAGGGUAUUAAUUUCAAGCCAACAGUAAUGUUAGCAAGGAAACAGCUAUAUGCUAGCAUUAGCUUCUGUCUGAUGACUGCUAAUGACAUAUUUUUGUACUUACGCUUUACUCAGAAAUUAGCUUUAUAUCCUUUUACAAACCCCAGUUUCAAUGAAGUUUGGUCGUUGGGUAAAACGUGAAUAAAAACAGAAUACAUUGAUUUGAAAAUCCAUUUCCACCCAUAUCUAAAUGAAUUCACUACAAAGACAAGAUAUUUAAUUUUCAGACUGAUAAACUUGAUUGAUAUUCGCUCAUUUUGAAUUUGAUGCUGCAACAUGUUAAAAAAAGCGGCAACAAAAUACUGGGGAAAUUGAGGACUGCUUCAGAAACGCCCGUUUGGAUAAUUCGACAGGUGAACAGGUUCAUUGGAAACAGGUGAGGGUUAUGAUUGGGUACAAAAGGAGCAUCCCUGUAAGGCUCAGUCCUAUACAAGCAAGGAUGGGGCGAGGUUCACCACUUUGUCAACAACUGUGUGAACAAAUAGUCUAACAGUCUAAGAACAACGUUUCUCAAUGAUGUUGUCAAUUAACAGAGUUCAUCUCUACGUCUACAAGUUCAAACUCUACCAUGCCAAGACAAAGACAGAUAUCAACAACAACCAGAAACAACACUGGUUUCUCUGGACCUGAGCUCACCUGAGAUGGACUGACACAAAGUGGAAAAGUCUGCUGUGGUCUGAUGAGUCCACAUUUCAGAUAGUUCUUUCAAAUAAUCGUUGACGUGAUGUCCUCGGGGCUAAAGAGGAAAAGGACCAUCCAGACUGUCCUCAGGUGAGAGUUCAAAGCCAGCAUCUGUGAUGAUCUGGGAGCGCGUUAGUGUCUAUGACUAACUGUCACAUCUAUGAAGGCUCCAUUGAUACAGAAAAAUACAUACAGGUUAGACAGGGCUGUCAUGUCCCUGCUUAUUUCAGUAAGACAACAACGACACACAUUCAAUAUGUGUUACAACAGCAUGGGCUUCAGAGCAAAAGAGUCCAGGUACUAGACUGUCUGCAGUCCAGACCCGUCUCCCAUUGAAGAUAUGAGGCGUAUUAUGACAUGCAAAAUACCGCAACAGAGACCGUGGACUGUUGAGAAACUGAAGUCUUGCAUCAAGCAGGAAUGGUAAAGAAUUCACCUCCAAAGCUUCAGCAGUUAGUGUCCUCUGUUCACAAAUGUUAAAAGAUGAUAUAACACAGCGGUAAAUAUGAGUGUGUACCAGCUUUUUAGGAACUUGUUGCAGCAUCAAAUUUAAAAUGAGUGAAUAUUUGCAACAACAACAACAAAAAAACAAUCAAUUUGAAAAUUAAAUAUAUUAACUUCGUAGUGUAUUCGAUUGGAUAAAAGAGAUUCAAAAUCACUGUAUUCUGUUUUUACCUACGUUUUACACAACAUCUCAACUUCAUUGAAAUUAGAAUUUCACCCUCCAUUGUCUUUUCAGAUGUCGAAAGAAAAUUAUAGAUGAACCUUAAUUGUAACAUACCAUAUUUUUAAACAGCUAAUGUCCUUAAACACAGCCUUAUAGAACCAUAUGUGUGUCCCACAGCGUGCUUUUUACUUCUUAAAACCAAAAAUAGGAAUCCUGUACGAGCUUAAAGUUGGAUUUGUUGUAAAAGGGGAACUUUUUUUUUCCUUUUUGAUCUUCAGAGUAACAGACUGUCAUUGGCUAUUCUUUCUCCACGAUUUUUUUAUGUUUACUCGAAUUCAUACCCCACUGCUUUCUUUUAGGUUGCAAACAAAGCGAAAAACAAGUUUCACUAUACAAAGGAAGUCACAGACACAAAGUUACUUAAGUCAACCAGCAUGUGCUGACUCCUAUAAUCAUCCCCAGCUGACAGAUAGACACCCAGACUCUGAGUAAACUAUCACUGCCAUCAUAGGAAGCAGUGUUGUUGAAUCUGCUGAGUAACAUACAUGAACACAUCCCCACAAUGCAAAGUCUGCACAACUACCAGAGUUGUGAAAUAAUAACCUUAAACAGAAGGUUGCAGCUGAGUCAAAGUUUCCAUAAACUGUGAGUUUGCUGAGGGACCUUAAUUGAGUUCAGUUAUGGGCUGAGCUUUUCUUGAGGCUUUUUUUCCCAUUUUACUGUGGCAUUACACUCAAAAUUGAGCACACAAACAGUGACGUUACAUUUUCAAAGACAUCAGCGUCUGUUUCUGUUUCUCAAGGUCUGCAUUCCUCAAAUCUUCCUCAUGUAGCACCAAACAUUUCUCAAAUCACUGCCUAAUUACAAAAUAACUCCAACACUGCAGUCCAAAUUAGAGAGAAAAACAGCUGCUGGUGGACAGAUCUGUUGACCUACAUGUCCCCCGACUGUAUUUUCUGACUUGUGGGUUCUGUCAGUGAGGUCCAAAGGCUACAUCUGAUCUGAAUGUAGUAGAGAUUCCAGGGCCUCUUGUCCUGUGUUGCCCUGGGACUGUAGGAAUGCAAAAUCGAGCAGUCUCAGGAUUAGCCUCCCCCUCCUCCCCUUUUCUUCUCCCUCUUUUCCUUCCUCCUCCUGGUAAUACAGCGGUUAAAGAGAAGAAAGACGAAGAAGAGGGGAGGGCUGUGGAUGUUUGUGUGUAUGGGAGAGGGAAUGAAGAUAGUUAAGGAGCUGAAUAGGUUUCCCACCAGCCAGCAGCACAAGAGUUCAGAUUACGGCUUCAUAAUCGCCUUGGCAGCAAGGGGAACGAAGUCCAGUUUCAGCUCGUUAGCUUAGUUUUGCAGCAAAGUGUGUGUUUUUUAAGUGUGUGUAUAUGUAUUGUAUACGUGUGUGUUUGGACGAUAGCUUGUCAUUUCAAUGCUCUCUAGUGUCUUAUGACAAGUUCCUCUUAAUCAGGUUUUGUGGGUCAAGUCAGUUCAGAUGGUACUUCCCCCAAAAGUCUUAGUCACAGCAAACUAGAGACUCUGAGUCACCACUGGGCAUUGAGUAACUUUAUGAACGCCUGGGAAAAGGAUGUAAUAACCAGCCAGGAUUCGCUGGCCUUUCUACCCCCCCCCCCCCCCGCAGUGAUAUUUAAAUUAGCGUAACAAAUGGUUAAAUGAAUAACAUGUUGCUGUCUUGUACUGUAGGAUUUAUGAGUUUAGAUCUUUUGUAACAGUCAGUGUCAGCCUUUCAUAUCAUUUGUGUCAUAAAUUUUAUAACUUUAAGUUAAACAAUCAUUUGCUUGCAUUAAUCAAAGUCCCAAGUCCAAGUAGUUCUGUUAACUCUGAGGUCAUGGAAACCUAUAUAUUUUCUUACCUACAGUUAAAGCUGCUGCUGUGUUGUUAGUUAAGCUGAUUAGUCAUACCUGCCGUUUCAUCCUCUUCACUUGUUUUGUUUGCUCUUAAUUAUUCCAGAUGCUUUAUUAGUUUUCUUGUCAAAAGUUUAACAGUCAGAGGAACUUAAGAUAUGUUUAACUAGCCAAGUUGAACUUAUGGCUACUUUAGAUUAGCAUAAAGACUCAUGAGCUAGCUUCAUUCAAAGGUUACAAAAAUGUGAAAUACUUAAAUACAUGUAACUUUUAACCCCAUUAUUGACAAAAUCACAUCAGAUAUUUAAGAUAAGUCCCAAAAAAAUGUGUCUGUAAUCAAUCCUCGCACCCCAUCAGCCUCCCUACCUGCAACAUUAGGCUUUAAAAGAAUUCAGAGUCUCAAUUUAAAUCCGAUUUGUCUGACUUACAUUUAUCUCUUUCAUUAAUAAUGCAUAUAUCAGUGCUUCUGAUGUGAUAUGCAGCCUACCUGACUACAUACAGUGUCCUAAGCUCUGUCUGGCCCUGCCCAUAUCUGCUGAGGCAUCUGAGCGCCCUUUCUCAGCCUUGAUUGAAAAUCUGUCUGGCAACACCAUUACGCAGGAGAGACUUACACAUUUGGCCAUUAUGAGCACUCAUAGUGACUUCAUUGAUGAAUGUGAUGUUGCAACACUGCUUGAAAUAUUCAUCAGUAGGUUAAAUGAGACAAGGUCCACUUUUGGAGAAGUGUGACAGCCCUGAGUCGGAGGCACAAACUGUUCUUUUUUUUUUCAUUAAUGCUGUUAUAUUCCUUAAAUGGCUUGAUUUAUUUAUCAAAGUUCAAUUUUUUAACAAUAAAAUGUCUUGUUUAUCCAUUCUAGUUCUCUUAUGCUACUACAAAAUUACUUGAACUGAAAUCCUUAUUCAUCGACAAGUGCACUUCUUUCCUGCCCUUCCCAACAACCCCCAAAAUAGUUCCUACCUUCAUGUCUGUAAUGUAAGUCAAGGCCUUUUUGUGAGCUGAGUAAAGCGAACUGUCUCUUACAGAUUCUUGGAUUGAAACUCUUUAACUUUUUAGGAAGGGUUCAAUACGUGUUUAUGAAAGAAAGCUAUAAAGUGAGGGAGCUGAAAAUAAUAUAUCCCCACAUUUUACUGUCUCUGUUGUUGACUGACGCUGUUAAGAUGACUGAUUGCUGCGUUUUACUCGAUUUUGUAUUCUUACUCUUAACCUAACCUAACCUAUUCUUAACUUUUUUUAAAGUCCUCUCACUCUCUUUCCCUUUCUCCCUUACCCAUCUUUUCCAGGUGCACUUACAAAGGUGAAAGACUGUCCAAAGCAAGAAGGUGAGCUCCACAAUCGCUGCAACAUCAUCUCCUGCGCCACCCUGGCAGAGAUUCAGCACUUCCACCGCACACGUGUCCGGGACUUCCGCUCCCAAAUGCAGCACCACCUCCAACAGCAGAUCAGUUUCUUCCAGAAAAUCACUGCCAAGCUGGAGGAUGCACUUCAGAGGUACGAUGAUGACCAAUAG